AUGAAGUAUUAUGAUGGAGCACAGCUUAUGUUUAUCACUGUUGAUUUUUCAUGGUUAGAUCAGUGGGUUAUAAUUCCUACCUGGAAUUUUAUUCUGCCAAAAGGGUUUGAAGGCAGCUGUUAUCUUGAAAUAUCAGACAGGUGUUUGCCUAUGGAAAUGUUACAAGAGAGUCACUCAAAUAUGAAAGGAUUGCAAGGUAGCAAUAAUGCGUACUCUGUAUUUGCGGCAACAAAUAAGACAAAGUUUUAUAAGAUACGUAAAGAAGACUGCAAAGAAAUUACGAUUAAGAGAUUGGAAACUAGGUAUUUGUGUAAAGGAAAUAUUGAUGUUCCAAAUACAGAUACACCAUGUGAUGAUAAAAUUACAGAAUGUCAUAGUGAUCCACCACCUUGUAGUCAUGGUGAUAGUGAGUCGCCAGGCCCGUCCUACAGUCAUACUAGUAGUGUUAGUGGAAGUGUACAGCGGGAAUCAUUGUGUUCAUAUAAAGGAACCAUUACAGAAGUGGUUAAUUCUGAGGCUGGUGUGUAUGACCUUGACAGUAAAGUGCGGUUAUAUAUUGGUUAUCAACCAUGUCCAAACCAAGGUAGAGGAAUGAGAGUCGGCGUCAAAGUUGAGAUUCUCAAUGCUCAUUUGAAAGUUUACAAAAUGUUUAUCACUGUUGAUUUUUCAUGGUUAGAUCAGUGGGUUAUAAUUCCUACCUGGAAUUUUAUUCUGCCAAAAGGGUUUGAAGGCAGCUGUUAUCUUGAAAUAUCAGACAGGUGUUUGCCUAUGGAAAUGUUACAAGAGAGUCACUCAAAUAUGAAAGGAUUGCAAGUAAUCUCCACCACACUAGCACUGCGUAUCCUUGACAACAGAAAUAAUUAUAAUCUUACUAGGAGUGUUACAUUACAUGGUGAAAUUACUGCACUCAGUCCAGUACACAGAAAGCCAGAUUCUGUGGUGUUUUUCGUAGAACUCACCUCCCAGGAGACAGAAGACAGAGUUUCAUUGGUUCUUAAGGGUAUCCAAUUUUCACAUUGGUAUCAUUUUCUGCGAUUGAAAGAAGAGUUUGCAUUCACCAAUGCUGUUCCUACUACAGUCAGUAAGGGUAGCAAUAAUGCGUACUCUGUAUUUGCGGCAACAAAUAAGACAAAGUUUUAUAAGAUACGUAAAGAAGACUGCAAAGAAAUUACGAUUAAGAGAUUGGAAACUAGGUAUUUGUGUAAAGGAAAUAUUGAUGUUCCAAAUACAGAUACACCAUGUGAUGAUAAAAUUACAGAAUGUCAUAGUGAUCCACCACCUUGUAGUCAUGGUGAUAGUGAGUCGCCAGGCCCAUCCUACAGUCAUACUAGUAGUGUUAGUGGAAGUGUACAGCGGGAAUCAUUGUGUUCAUAUAAAGGAACCAUUACAGAAGUGGUUAAUUCUGAGGCUGGUGUGUAUGACCUUGACAGUAAAGUGCGGUUAUAUAUUGGUUAUCAACCAUGUCCAAACCAAGGUAGAGGAAUGAGAGUCGGCGUCAAAGUUGAGAUUCUCAAUGCUCAUUUGAAAGUUUACAAAAUGAUUCCCAGGAUUCGACUGUGUUGUUGUACUCCCAGUACUGUUCUCAUUACAGAGUUCUCACCUUUACUGACAGCAUACAGGCCAUUUCUGACCAACACAAGCGUCUACAUGCACCUGUUGUACUCCAAUAAUCUUAGCCUUGUGUAUUAUCAAUGGCUGGUUGACAUGGCAAUCCAGAUGAAGAAGAAAUUUGUACCUCAAAUUUUGAGUGAAAAGCUGCUAAUGGGCAUGCAUAUACCAAAACACAACAAACCAGAGCAGAAUAUUCCUGGUGUCUUUUUUAAUAUAUUAAGAAUAGCAUCUCCAUCAGAUCAGAAACCAUUAUUACCGAAAUUAUCUCGUAAUAUAUAUGCUGAGUUUCUUGAUCCAAGACAUCCAUGCUCUGUGGUUGGAUCAGAUGCAGUUUCCAAGUCUGAUCUGUACACAAUUCCUACUAUGGCUGAACUUAAACAAAUGCUAGAAAAGAUGGCAUUUCGAGAAGAAAGCUGGAGACCUGUAGAUUUGUUAGUAUCGCAACAGACUACAAAUUUGAAUGAAGCGUUAUAUUGGCGCUAUGACCUCAUGGAACCUGCAGAUUUCAAACCGCCAUUGUUGCUCAUCGGUCACUUAGAAGUCUGUAAUAAGACCGGACUCUUGCAGUUAGUGGACCAGACUGGUUCUAUUGACUGUGUAAUUGCUGAUCUUGACGAUUCAGAUCACAGUCAUACCUGCGAUCCAACUUGCCUAUACCAGAACACUCAGUCACAGAAUCAAACAAGACGUUUCAACUGUCCAUAUGUAAAGUCUUGGUGUUUAGGUCAGCUACUUAGACUGAACAGAUACCAAGUUGUGGUAGAACGUUUUCUCAUCAGCAGCUUUCCGUCUGUAGAACAGUUGGGCUGCUCCAAGUACAUUGAAAAGUCACAAAUUCGUAGCUAUGUGCAGUUUUCUAUGUCUGAUGCAGUUAAUUUCCACAAGAAACUAAAUCGAGAUAAUGCUGGAUGUAAUGACACUGUAUCACUGAAGAGGAAGCGAGAAUACAACAAGAGCACAAUAUCUACUAGUGUAGAAAGACCAGAAACAAACCACACUGGCAUGAAACCAACAACUGAUGUCGUGCAGUUAUUUGUGGUCAAUGACAAACAAUUUCUGCAUGUGAAACCAGUGACUGUCAAUGGUGAGAAAUCCAUCCAGUUAUCUAGUAAUGUUGCUGUGACUCUUCUUGGAAUGCCAGAUAUUGUGUCUCGUAAGCAGGGUAUUGAGAGUAUAACAAAAGUUGAUACAGACAGAGACGCUGCAUCUAAUCCUAGCGGCAAUGCGAGAGAGUCUCGUCAUCAUGGAGAACAUUCUGUGCACAAGACUUCACUAGAGCACAAAGACUCACUUCCUGAGAGGCAAGCUGUGCUAGUUUUACAAGGGGAAACAAUAAAAUGGUAUCAUCUCCUUCAUAAUGGUCAACCGUAUGCCUUAAUAAUGCCCAGAUCACAG
Saccoglossus kowalevskii is the source of this 3006-nucleotide messenger RNA. RefSeq names its product CST complex subunit CTC1-like. NCBI's taxonomy places the organism in Eukaryota, Metazoa, Hemichordata, Enteropneusta, Harrimaniidae. Gene Ontology annotation, biological process: telomere maintenance via telomere lengthening; positive regulation of DNA replication. Gene Ontology annotation, molecular function: single-stranded DNA binding; telomeric repeat DNA binding. Gene Ontology annotation, cellular component: CST complex. The record is from RefSeq and is a predicted model, not a curated record.